AUCUGAAUCUUCAGUCUCGGCGGGCCUCCCGCUCCCCCCGCCCGGCCCUGUGGUCAGAGUGGCGACCACUGACCGGCGGCCGCAGCGCAGGCUCCCGGACCGCGAUGUAGUGACGUGACCGCGGAGUCACAGGUGGAGAGCCAUGCCCCGCGUCGGCGAGGUCUGGAAGUACGUGACGCGGAGGGACGACAAAGCCAUCAUCUGCAACGUGUGUGGCGCCCAGCUGGUGUGUUCCGGCAGCAGCACAGUGCUGCGGUUACACCUGCAACGGAAUCAUCACAUCCACUUCACAGAGGAGAGCGAUCGUGGUGACCUGCCCGCCGCCCACAGCACGGCAGAGAAGACUGUCAGUGUGAAGGAGAGGUGUCCGAAGAUCACUGAACUUAUUGGCAUUGAUAGCUCUGCAUCCCACACCUCGCAGAGCAGUAAGAGGAUUUCCAACAUGUUGCGGGAGUGUGCAGCCCAGCUCGAGGAAGGUGAGGAACUGGAAUGGCACUCCGCCCUGGGAGAUGGUGACACCUACCCUCCAGUAAUCGAAGACGAUAUUUCCAUGGCGCUGCGCUCCUACCCGCUGGGCAGUGGCGGAAGGCGCAGGGCGGCAGAGCUGAAGACGAAGCGGGCAUUGCCCGCGGGCGGCGGCGGCCAGGACUGGGCGCAGGCCUGGGAUUUCUUCCGGAGGCUGAACGAGCGCUGCGUGGAGUGCAGCCUGUGCCGCAAGCAGCUCUGUUACCACAACAGCACGGCCAGCCUGCGGGAGCACCUGCGGCGCAAGCACCACCUCGGCGACGCGGAGGGGCGCCCCUUCCCCGACGAGGGCUCCUCGUCCUCGGAGUCCAUGGGCCAGGAGCCCGAACUGAAGAAGAUGGCGGUUCACGGCGCGGAGAUGGCGGUCGAGAAGCGGGACGAGGCGAUCGACGACCUGAUCACCGGGAUGGUGUUCCGGGACCUGCAGCCGCUCUCGCUGGUCACCGACCAGGGCUUCAGGCGGCUGCUGGGCUUCCUGGAGCCCAACUACCGGCUGCCGUCGGGGACGCAGCUGGCCGCUCACCUGCGCCACAGGUACACGCUGUGCAAGCUGCGGCUGGCCCACCAGCUUCGCGCCGUGCCCUGCAUGGCCCUUUCCACGCACGGCUGGAGCACCCCGGCUCGGCGGGCCUACCUGACCGUGUCGGCGCACUUCAUCGACGGCCGCUGGAGGCCGGCGCGCUGCGUGCUGAGCACCGGGCCCGCGGCCACGGGCAGCCGGGAGCUGCUGCGCUCGGCCCUCGGCGACCUGGGCGUGCCGUGGCAGGCGGUGAGCUGCGUGGUGCGCGACGGCGGCGGGGCCGGGGAGCGGCCGGCCGACAACUGCCCGCACCUCUCCUGCGCCGCCCGCACGCUGCAGCAGUGCAUCAAGCAGGGGCUGCGGACGGAGGCGGUGCAGGACGCCCUGCUGUCGGCCCGCCGCCUCGUCGCUCACUUCCAACAAGACCCGCGGGCCACUGCCCGCCUCGACGACCGGCUGGCCGAGGGCAGCGCCGAGGCCCCGGGCCCAGCCCUGCUGCUCGACACCCCGUGCCACUGGGACACCACCUUCGACAUGUGCCGGCGGCUGCUGGACACACGCUGGGCGCUCAGGGAUGCUCUGCAACAGGAGGAGGAGUGGGAGGGUGGGGAGCCAACGGUGCCCGACCUCUCCGAUGCCCAGUGGGAGCUUCUGCGCAACCUGCUGCCCAUUCUGAAGCCCCUCAAGGUGGCCCUGUCUUUCCUGGGCGAGCCGCAGAACGCCUCCGUCUCCUCCCUGCUGCCUUGCUUGCACGGGGUGUUGGCCGCCCUCGGGCAGCAGCCGGUCGAGGCCAGCUCGGCCUGCUCGGCCUGCGGCGCCGUCUGCGCCCGGAUCCGCUCUGAGAUCAGCCAACGCUGGCGCCUGCAGCGUGACGAGGAGCUGCCGGACAACCCCGCCGUCCUCGCCUCCUUCCUGGACCCCCGCUUCAAAGACCUGCGCUUCCUGAGCGCCCGGUCCCGGGAGCAGGUGCAGCGGCGGGUGAAGGCGCUGCUCUCCGCCGCGCUCCCGGAGCCGCGCUCGCCCAGCACCUCCUCGGAGGGCGAGCGGGCCUCGGCCGAGCCCAAGCCCAGCGAGUACGAUCUCCUGUUUGGCGAGGACCCGGUGGACCGCCUUCCGGAGCUCCACCAGCAGAUGGAGAGCUAUCUGGCCGAGCCCCUCCGCAAGCGCCACACGGACCCGUUCCAGUGGUGGCGGGACAACGCACACCGCUUCCCCGCCCUCGCCAGCCUGGCCCGUCGCUACCUGGCCGUGCCCGCCACUGCCGGCCGGCCGUUCCUCACCUCCGGCCGGCUGCCGGACGACACUGGGGCGGCACUGUCUCCCGAGGACAUCAACCGGAUCAUCUUCUUGCACCAGAACUUCGAUUACAUCGAGUCGCUGAAGUGAUGGGGCCUGUCCUGCCUCCACCCCACCCCCUCCUGCCCCACGGACAUCUCCCGGAGAGGGAAGCAGCAGGGAGCCAGGCUCACAGAGUCUGUACUGACUGGCAUCCAGCCAUUCACACACAGAGCCCAAAAUCUACCCCAGACCCACACAUGGGGGAAGGGACGACCAUUCUUGAACCCUGCAUGUUGUCAGGAAGCCAGAAGGCAUGGGGGACCCCACACACCAGCACCCAGGGAGAACAUGUGCGCUCCAUAUUGAAUUCCAGUCUCUGGCACUGUGUGGCAACGCUCUCCCUGUUGUACCCUUGUGUUUCCCCAAUUUGUGGUCAUUUGUUGGGUUCGGGGGGGGGAGGAGGAGAAAUUCUGAGAGACUGGGGCAGUGACUGAGGGUCCUGGAAUGGUUAGCCGUUGGUCAAGGGUCCCUGCUCAGUGGGGCGAUGACCGGGGGUCCCGGAAUGGCUGGCCUGGAGAACGGGGAUCUCGGGGGAAAGAAGAUCCCAAGGAAGAGGCAGAUGAGGUGGUGUUCCAGCAGAGAGGAUGGGUGUGGGAUC
Molecule: messenger RNA, 2981 nt
Organism: Mobula hypostoma (lesser devil ray)
Lineage: Eukaryota; Metazoa; Chordata; Chondrichthyes; Myliobatiformes; Myliobatidae
Gene: zbed4l2
Product: E3 SUMO-protein ligase ZBED1
Exons: 4
Coding region: 143-2431 (762 amino acids)
Biological process (GO): regulation of transcription by RNA polymerase II
Cellular component (GO): nucleus
Molecular function (GO): protein dimerization activity; DNA binding
Source: RefSeq, a predicted model, not a curated record